AUGCAGCCCAUCAUGAACGUCGCAGUGAUCGGAGCCUCAGGGACCCUUGGCUCUGUGGCCCUGCGGAAACUCCUUGAAACUGGUACCUUGAACGUGACAGUCCUCAGGCGUCCCGAUUCAGCAUCAACCUUCCCACCCAAUACCAAGGUUAUCGACGUCGACUACUCGUCGCGCGAGUCCCUCAGAUCAGCUUUCACGGGCCAAGAUGCAGUGCUAUCGUUUGUGCCCACUUUUGCAGCCGGGUCACAGAUCGCCUUGAUCGACGCGGCGGUUGAGGCCCGUGUCCGUCGAUUCAUCCCAUCGGAGUUCAGUGCCAACCUCGACAACCCCAAGGCCCGCACGCUCCCGAUCUUCGUCCCCAAGGUCAAGGUUCAGGAAUAUCUGUUCCAAAAGGCCAAAGAGUCGGGUCUCACCUAUACCAUCAUUUACGGGGGCGGUUGGCUGGAUGCCGGCUCGCAUCGAAGUUUCCUCCUGAACAUCAGCGGAGAGACGACGAAUACUUAUGAUGGCGGCAACGUACCGUUCAGCGCGUCCACUCUCGACACGGUUGCGGACUCGGUCGUCUCGGCGUUGAGUCAUUGGGACGAAACAAAGAACCGCUCCCUCUUUGUCCACAGCCUAGUGACUACCCAGAACCAUCUACUCUCGCUAGCGAAGGAAGUGAUGCCGGGAAAGCCGUGGGCUACCCGGGACUUCAAGCUCGACGAGCUGAUUGCAAGGUCGGACGAACGAUUGGCUCAGGGCCUAUUAGACUUUGAGACGUUCAGUCCUUAUAUCUUCCGUGCCGUAUUUGAUCCGGCAUUUGGGGGUCGAUAUGAUCAAACAGACAACCAGUUAUUGGGGAUUAAAGAGGCUUCGGAGGCGGAUAUCAGGGAGAUCCUGAAGAAGCUGUUACAGGCUUGA
Messenger RNA from Aspergillus bombycis, 903 nucleotides. Its product is annotated as aromatic alcohol reductase. Lineage: Eukaryota; Fungi; Ascomycota; Eurotiomycetes; Eurotiales; Aspergillaceae. The transcript has a single exon. Gene Ontology annotation, molecular function: oxidoreductase activity. The coding region runs from base 1 to 903 and encodes 300 amino acids. The record is from RefSeq and is a predicted model, not a curated record.